AACGUAUGUGUCGAUUAAUUCGUCAUUUAUUUCAACAACAUUCAUUCUAUCCAUUAAUUCCACCAAAUGAAUCAGUUUCAAUUGAAUAUGAACAGGCAAUAGAAUAUGCAAAAAUCGAUUCAUUACCUCAUUUAUUUAUUACUUCAUCUGAUCUUCGACCAUUUAUUAAGGUAAGACAAAAAUAAAAAGCAUUCAAUAUUUUCAGUCUACUUUAAUCAAUCGAUAUUGUUUUCAAUUAGCGCUAUGCGCUAAAAGUAUCUCACGAAGGAAUUCUUCUAGUUGAUAACUUCCGAUCGAGCUCAUAUUUUACUAACUGUUAGAGCCUAUAGUACAGAUUAAAGCUCUAAAAUGAUAUGUACUAUUAGCGCUCUCUUUUUGAGUUAUGACCAUUUUAUUACAUUUUCAGCCAAUUGUAGGAUAUUAGAAGGAAAAUUGAAUCCAAGAAUUUUAGUCUGAAAUCUUUUCCAGGAAAUAGAUUCCAUGGCCAAGAGAAUAUUCUGAAAGUUUCAGCAAAAAUGGACACUUCUAUGUCAAAAGAACGGCGUUGCAAAACCACUGAUUAUCACGCCAAAGAUUCGAACAAGUCCAAUUUUUUUAAGUAUAAAAUAUCUUGAGAAGAAAUCAUCUGUGUUUGCUGGAACUUUCAGAAUAUUAUAAAGACCAUGAAAUCUAUUCCUUGAGUAAAAUCUCAGAAUAAAAUUUCUUGAUUCAGUUUUUCUCCUAAUAUCCUACAAUAGGCUAAAACUUCAGUAAAAUGAUCACAAUUCGAGAAGAAAGUACUAACGAGGGAUCUACCCCGAUUGAUUCUGAGCUUUCGGCUUCAUAUUUCGACUAUAGAUAGGCCUCAGUGAGACUAAGAAAACACUUGAAGCGUUUGUGAUUAUGGACUGUUGGUCCAAAGUUAUAGCCAUUUUACUGAAUUUUCAGUCUAGAGCACGGUAUUCACAGCAAAGUCAAAUGAAGGUAUUCCUAUUUGAUAUUUUGUUCAUCAAUAACUCUAAUGAUUCCCAACAUGUAUCAACAUUUUCAACCAAAACAGAUGCUUCCUUCUUGAGAUAUUCAAUUUUUAGGACAGCUUCAUUAUUGCGACCUGUCUGUUAAAAGUGGACAUUUUUUGAAAAUUGAAUAUCUCAAGAAGAAAUCAUUAGAGUUGUUUAUGGAUAGAAUAUUAGAUCGAAAUAACUUCAUUUGACUUUGCUG
Rotaria sordida is the source of this 1200-nucleotide messenger RNA. NCBI's taxonomy places the organism in Eukaryota, Metazoa, Rotifera, Eurotatoria, Philodinida, Philodinidae. The record is from the annotation of a GenBank genome assembly.